Hymenoscyphus albidus is the source of this 1635-nucleotide messenger RNA. Lineage: Eukaryota; Fungi; Ascomycota; Leotiomycetes; Helotiales; Helotiaceae. The record is from the annotation of a GenBank genome assembly.
ACCUACUCGUACAUCCCAAAGACCCCUCGCUCCCCUCCUAUCUCCCCUGUCCCGCGGCUGUAGCCUCGCUUGUAAAAACCAAAAAUUUCCACCAACACCACAUCGAGUCAUUCACCACCACCUUCACAACCACAACAUCUUCUGCCGUGCAGCGUAGCACAUCCGUCGACCUAGAUGUCAAUCCCACACACCCGCCGGUAGCACGAGAACAUCACCAACCCCUCCUUCGCGACAACAACCAACCCUCAAUCGCGAUGGCUUCCAGCAGUCAAACUGCGCCCAAGGUGCCCAAGGCAGCUAAGGAGCCAACCAAUCCACAGGCAGAGGACUUGUACCGGUACUGUGUGGACAAAAUCGACGCGGACGAUGACAGCAUUGGAAAGGAAAUGAUCUUUCGACAGGAUGAACUCUUGAACAGAUUCUUCGGCGACGAGCAUUCGGAUAGCGAUGGAGAACACCUCAACAAACUCCUUGCGACUAUACAAUACCUAAUAGACGACCGACGAUUCAAGGUAGUCCAAGAUAUCGAUGGGAUGGGUUGGCGCAUUCGCAGUACAGCCGAAGCUGAAACGUAAGUGAAUUUCAAUGGCGAAGACGAGAGCACUUUCAACCAAUCGAAGAAAGCCAGGCUGAUUCUUUUGCGUUUAGAUAUCGAAAGAUCGCCCGGAUAGGAAAAGAGUAUGAGAUUGUAUAUCAAUUGAUCGACGAAGCCGGCAACGAAGGAAUCUGGCAGCGAAACAUCAAAAACCGAUCUCAAAUCCACGAUGUCCUCGUCAACAAAAUUAUCGAAAAGCUUAAGAACAAGUACAUCAAACGGCUGAACUCCGUUGAGCACAAGACACACGUCAUCUGGAUCAAGAUUGCGACCAAGGCCAGCGAGCGCGUUAUUGGUGGCGCAUGGCACUCGGAUGGCGAUCUAGACACGGCUUUCGUCGAAGGUAUCUGUAGUGUGAUUCUCAACUUUCUCAAGGAGCGCAGCUUCUACCCCUCCAAAGAAAAAGCUCGACGCUCACCAAAGAAGACGAUUAAGAGAAGUGUGCCUUACCCUCCACCCAAAGGCAAAACCCAUGAUAUAGAUAUCGAAGAUAGCGAAAAGGCGCAGCGCAUCAGGAAAUACGAAAGCCUCCUAUCGAUGCCCGCCAAUUUCGAUGGAUAUCCAUCUGUCGAGCGAAUUACACAAUACGUUUACCAAUUGGGCGUCACCAAGGAUACCGUUCUCGAGAAAAAAGAGAUCAAACAAGUACUCGACAUUAUGAUUCUUGAUGGCGACGUUGAACAAGUGGUAAGUGGUACAAAGAUUGGAUACAAGGCCACAAGAAAGGCGUUGCGAAAGGAGGAGAGAAUUGAUGUCGCGAGUGUCUACAACGAGGCACCUUGUGGUCGUUGUCCUGUCUUUGACGUCUGCGAAGAGGGAGGCCCGGUGGCACCAAGCAGCUGUCAAUAUCUCCAGGAAUGGCUUGAGUAGGUGAUGAGAUGAUUAGAUUUUGAUUUCGACUGCAUAGCGUCAAUGGCACGGGAGUUUGGGGGGUGAUACCAAAAGGCUUUGCAAAAUACCAGCGACUUGUAAUUUGGGCAUGUGGAAUUUUUCAGUGAUGUUACUAGAAAUAGGACAAUACAAUCACAGACAUAUCACAG